AUGGCACAGAACAACAUGAAUAACCUGACCACCCUCAUCAAACGAGACUCGCUCCUCUACCGCCUCUCGUCGCCCGUUCACGUCCCGGACGACGCGUUGACAAACCUCGCCCUUAGGCUGGAGGCCGCCACCUCCCGAUUGGAGGACAUUGCCUCGUCCACCUUCGAGAAGCCCUCCGCUCUCGAUGCCGCCCCUGGUGCCCUGGCCGCCGCCGCCGCUCAAGCUCCUGCAAGGGCUUCUGCGCCACCCGCAGCUCCUGGCGCCGCGCCCGCGCCCGCCGCCGCCGAUGUUCCUCCCAUGCUUGUUGCUUUCGACGAGCUCCUGGACAAUGAGCUGAAGGAAUUCGUGGAACUGAGCAAGCAGCUCGGUGGCCCCAUCGCUGAACAGGCAUCGGCGCUCUCCGACGCCUUCGCCUCCCAGCGCCAGUUCCUCCAGGUCACGACGCUUGCGAAAAAGCCCGACAUGCCCUCUCCUGUCUUUCUGGAAGUUCUGAAGGACCUGCAGGGCGCAAUCGAGAAAGUCGAUCAAGUCAAGCAAAUUACCAGGGAUCCAGAAGUCAAGAACCACCUGACCAUGGUCGGCGACGGAGUUGGGGUUCUGGGAUGGGUCACCAUGGACUCUAAGCCUGGCGAUGUGGCCGCCGAGCUUUUCGGUGGUGCGCAGAUGUAUGGCAACAAAGUGCUGAAGGAGUAUAGGGACAAGGAUCGCACUCAUGUCGAAUGGGUCCAAUCUUUCUACCGUCUUUUCAAAUCGCUCAUUCUCUACAUCAAGAACAACCACGCGAAGGGCGUUCAGUGGAACGCAAGCGGCAUCGAUGCUGCCGAAGCGCUUCGUCAAGUCAAAUCAGAAGGCACCAACGGUGCCCCUGCGGCGGCCGCACCGCCCGCCGGUGGUGCUCCGCCGCCACCUCCUCCGCCGCCGCUUCCUACGUUCGACAACGUCCCCCCUCCGCCGCCGGGACCAGCACCAGCUGGCAAGGGCGGUAGUGCCGCCGACAUGGGUGCCGUCUUUGACCAAUUGAACAAGGGAGAGGCAGUCACUUCUGGUCUGCGAAAGGUCGAUCCCAGCCAAAUGACGCACAAGAACCCGGCGUUGCGCGCAAACUCUACCGUUCCUGAGCGCAAGGACAGCACCGGAUCCAGGGGCAAGUCACCCGCUCCGCCGGGCAAGAAGCCCAAGCCGGAAAGCAUGCGCUCGAAGAAGCCCCCGAAGAUGGAACUUGAUGGCAACAAGUGGAUUAUCGAAAACUACGAGGAUGCCAGUGAGCCUUUGGUGAUUGAGGCUACCCUUGUCCAGUCCAUUCUCAUCACGAGGUGCAGCAAGACCACGAUCCAGAUCAAGGGCAAGGCCAAUGCCAUCUCCAUCGACAACAGCCCUCGUACCUCAAUUGUUCUAGAUUCGCUCGUGUCUUCGAUCGAUGUCAUCAAGUGCCCCAACUUCGCGCUGCAGGUGCUGGGCACUUUGCCUACAGCCCUUCUUGACCAGGUCGACGGCGCCGCCAUCUACCUUAGCGCGGAAAGCUUGAACACGGAAAUAAUCAGCAGCAAAUGCUCCAGCAUCAACAUUAACCUGCCGCCUUCAGAGGAGAGCGAAGACUACACGGAGCACCCUCUACCCGAGCAGUUCAAGACCUACAUCAAGGACGGCAAGGUGGUCAGCGAGAUUGUGGAGCAUGCCGGUUAG
Diplodia corticola is the source of this 1683-nucleotide messenger RNA. RefSeq names its product adenylyl cyclase-associated protein. The record is from RefSeq and is a predicted model, not a curated record. Gene Ontology annotation, cellular component: cytoplasm. NCBI's taxonomy places the organism in Eukaryota, Fungi, Ascomycota, Dothideomycetes, Botryosphaeriales, Botryosphaeriaceae. The coding region runs from base 1 to 1683 and encodes 560 amino acids. Gene Ontology annotation, molecular function: actin binding; adenylate cyclase binding. The transcript has 5 exons. Gene Ontology annotation, biological process: cytoskeleton organization; regulation of adenylate cyclase activity.